GACGAAAGUGCCUAGACAAAGGUUAGUCCCGGAGCAAAGCCCAGCUCUCACAUCCUCCAUUACCGGUAUCGGGCAACCAGGAUCGACGCUGGAGUCUGUUGGACCGCUUCAACAUCCAUGAGUCUCUCUAUCUUCUUUAGCUUCCGUAACCUCUCUAGAUUUUUUAAUUCUUCUCGGGAUGAAGUAACAGCACACAAUAUGUCUUCAGCUCAGGAUCCAUUUUACAUCGUUAAAGAGGAGAUUCAGGAAUCUAUUGAUAAGCUGCAAUCUACUUUCCACCACUGGGAAAACAUCCCUCCAAAUACAGGAGAACGAGUCCAUCUUACAAAGGACUUGCUAGCUGGCUGUGAGAGCAUUGAAUGGCAGGUGGACGAAUUGGAAAAGGCAAUUGCAGUAGCAGCUAGAGAUCCUACCUGGUAUGGCAUUGAUGAAGUGGAGCUUGACAAACGGAAAAGAUGGACCAGCACGGCUCGUGCUCAGGUAGCUACUAUCAGGAAAACUGUAGAAGUUGGAAAGGAUCAGAACACUACAGUAACCAGUGGUCUUAAUGGAAUGCGUCAAGAGCUAAUGAGGCUUCCAGAUCAACAUCAGGCAGCUAGGUCCAAUCAGUACAUGUCUGAAGAUAAUGAUGAUUUUAUAACAUCAGAGUCAGAUAGACAGCUGCUUCUCAUAAAGCAGCAAGAUGAAGAGCUGGAUGAGCUUAGUUCAAGUGUGGAGAGAAUUGGCAAUGUAGGACUUACCAUACACGAGGAACUUCUUGGACAGGAGAAGAUCAUACAGGAUUUGAGCUUGGAAAUGGACAGUACUUCAAAUCGUCUUGAUUUUGUUCAGAAGAAGGUGGCUAUGGUUAUGAAGAAGGCCAGUGCCAAGGGCCAGAUUAUGAUGAUAUUGUUUUUGGUAGUUCUGUUCAUUGUUCUCUUUGUUUUGGUUUUCUUCACCUAGUCCAUACGGAGAGGUAUGCUGCUUUAGUAGAGAGAGCUUCAUGGUAGCAAUUAAAUUGAGGAAUUCGAAGCAAUAUGAAAUGGUUGCAGUCUUACAUAUCUGGGUUAUUAGAUCAGUUGCCACCUAAUGAAGCUGUUCAAUCAGAACCUCUCCUCUUUUGGGACAACCGCAUUUUCCACAAAACAAGUAGGAAAUGAUAUAGAUUUUAUUGGUGGUACAAGUUGGAGGUUGAAAAUAGGUUUAUAUAAUUCUUUUCCUCUUCACGUAUCUGUGUGUUUUAUUUGUGUUAAGAGAGAUAUUAGUAGGGUUAGAUGCAUGUGGACCAAAGAUGCUUAUCGAGAAGCCUAGUGCUCGGUAGGACCUUCCUGGGGUUGUUUUGUUUAUGUAUGAUAUGCCACAAGCAACAGUGCCUUAUUUUUUAUGGAAAAUAAUAAGUGUUUGGAAAUAUCAGGAGUUGUAGACUGAUCUCAGGAUC
Nelumbo nucifera (sacred lotus) is the source of this 1417-nucleotide messenger RNA. RefSeq names its product syntaxin-61-like. The record is from RefSeq and is a predicted model, not a curated record. Lineage: Eukaryota; Viridiplantae; Streptophyta; Magnoliopsida; Proteales; Nelumbonaceae. Gene Ontology annotation, cellular component: membrane. Gene Ontology annotation, biological process: Golgi vesicle transport.